AUGGCAUUAUCUUCUUCUCCUUCUGCUCCGGCCUUUUCUUACCAUGUUUUUAUCAGCUUUAGAGGAGAAGAUACUCGCAAUAAUUUUGUGGGUCAUCUGUACUCGGCUCUUGAACAAAAAGGAAUCCAUACUUACAAGGACGAUGAAAAGCUUCCUCGGGGUGCAUCAAUCGGUCCAGCCCUUAUUAAGGCUAUCGAAGCAUCACAGGUUGCACUAAUAGUGUUCUCUGAAAACUAUGCAGAUUCUUCAUGCCCUCUGAAUCAAGAAAACAAAAAAAGGAAAUACGGAGAAGCAUUUGCCAAACAUGAGUUGGAGAACAAGAAAAAACUUAAAUCUUGGGGACAAUCAUUUUUGGAAAACUCUUUGGGAUGGCUCUUUGCACCACUAGAACAGAAUCGGAAAUACACGGAAGAAACUGUCAACCAUGAGUUGGAGAACCAGACCAAGGUUGAAUCAUGGAAAAAAGCUGUUGUGGAUGCAAGUAACAUUGCUGGAUGGGAAUUCAAUGACAAUGCCAACACGUAA
Messenger RNA from Lactuca sativa (garden lettuce), 525 nucleotides. Its product is annotated as disease resistance protein RPV1. The record is from RefSeq and is a predicted model, not a curated record. Gene Ontology annotation, biological process: signal transduction. NCBI's taxonomy places the organism in Eukaryota, Viridiplantae, Streptophyta, Magnoliopsida, Asterales, Asteraceae.